UGCCGUUCCUAACCUACCAUCUCGCGAAAACAUCCUAGCCUUAUAUGAUCAGCGGCGACUGCUGUGAUGGACUAAGCAUAGCUUUUCCUCCGAGGUCAGGCAACGUCAGGAAAAGCCGGAAGUCCAGGUCAGCGGCUGAUACUUCCGAGAAGCACGGUAUCCACUGUUCUUGGAGAUACUGCCUCACUACGAGAAGUUAGUAUGCCGCUUCGUAUUAGUAUCAGACAGCAUCUGCAUGAUACGGAAU
This is a messenger RNA of Phanerochaete carnosa HHB-10118-sp, 247 nucleotides long. RefSeq lists its product as uncharacterized. The record is from RefSeq and is a predicted model, not a curated record. The coding region runs from base 45 to 200 and encodes 51 amino acids. The transcript has a single exon. NCBI's taxonomy places the organism in Eukaryota, Fungi, Basidiomycota, Agaricomycetes, Polyporales, Phanerochaetaceae.